AUGGCGUCCGAUCAGGGGGAAGGCAGGAAGUCGAGACCUGGAGCCGCUGAUGCCGCGGGGGGGCAGACUCGCAAGGAGCAGCUGGGGCACGAGGGGUACAGCGAGACGGGGAAGAAGGGCGGUCUGAGCACCACGGAGAAGUCCGGCGGCGAGCGCGCCGCCAGGGAGGGUGUCGACAUCGACGAGUCCAAGUUUAGGACCAACAAGCAGUCCUAG
Miscanthus lutarioriparius is the source of this 216-nucleotide messenger RNA. The record is from the annotation of a GenBank genome assembly. Lineage: Eukaryota; Viridiplantae; Streptophyta; Magnoliopsida; Poales; Poaceae.